Messenger RNA from Toxoplasma gondii ME49, 9816 nucleotides. Its product is annotated as eIF2 kinase IF2K-C. Gene Ontology annotation, biological process: protein phosphorylation. The record is from RefSeq and is a predicted model, not a curated record. Gene Ontology annotation, molecular function: ATP binding; eukaryotic translation initiation factor 2alpha kinase activity. Bases 1 to 9816 code for a protein of 3271 amino acids. Lineage: Eukaryota; Apicomplexa; Conoidasida; Eucoccidiorida; Sarcocystidae. The transcript has 12 exons. Gene Ontology annotation, cellular component: cytosol.
AUGGAAGAAAAGACAACUCGGGGAGGCCGAGGCAGAGAAGGGAAUGCGUGCCUGCUCCGCUCGCUCCUGCUUCUUGAAGCGCGUCCCGUCAGUCCCCGCGUCUCUUUCUCGAUUCUGUCUCUCGGCUUUCUCUCCUCAACCGCACACGGCCUCGUCGAGUCUGUGCAGACACGAGCGACUUCGCAUGCAAGUUCUCCAGCCUCCUCGGUCGGUUCCUCGCCCUCGGUUUCACGCGCUGCGCCGCCGUCUCCGUCUCGCCCCUCUCAAAGCCUCUCGAGCUCCGCGGCUCCGGGGCUGUGGGGUGUCUCCCUUGCCUCAGCGCGGCGUCUCCUCUUGGAGGAGCAGAAGAAGGAGACAGCGACUCUGGCGGCGCUCGCGACCUACGGUCUCUGCUCCUCGGUGAACCAGCAAGCGUCGUGGACGUGGGCAGAUCCCUCAGACUUCGACGCCUUUUUGCCUGUGAGCGACGGCGAGGCCGACGUCGUCUUCGAUGCAGACUCCCAAAAUGACGAGGAAGAUGGACUCUUUCAAAGAACCGGAGACACCGAGGAACCUGAGAAGCCGUGCGUCGUCGUCGGUCUCGUCGAAGUCGCGGCAGAAGGCAAACGCGCCCGGCGCCGCCGACGCUCCCCCGGUGUCUCCGCCAUCGAGUUUGAAGCUCGUCUCUCGCCCCCUCAUUCUCAUCAUGCAUCGGGGAGUUGCGUGCACAUUGAGACGUCGCUGCGAUGUAUCCGGGGGUUGCCUUCGACAUUUUGCAUGGAGGCGCAGGAGACGAUUUCUCUCGGCGUUUCUUCCUCCCUGUCUCUGUCCUCCGUGGCGACAGAGAGGCGCGAGAACAGGGAAGCGAGCGAGAGCGUUCCAGAGGCCAUUUCGCAUUUAGAGCCGGUGGAGAAGCUUCUGCACACUUCGGCCGCGCUCGAGGCUCUGCUCGUGAGUUUUCUCGAGAGCCGCGGAGAGCCAGACGCGGAGGAGAGUCGCUUGAAUCGCCAGCGAAGGGAGAAGGACCGGGCGUCUCUAGCGAGUUCCAGAGAGCGCCUUUUUCGCAGCCAUCUCACGCAGUUUCUGCAUUUUUUUUCGGACUCCACGAGCGACUCUUCCAGCGUGAGUCGCCGCUGCUCUGCGCUUGCCGGAGAGACGAACCGACUCCACCGCGGCGAGGUCGAUCGCGAGAAGGCGAAAUCGCGACAUCGAGUUUCUUUUCAAGAUGCGCAUGCAGAGAUCGGAAGGGACGUCACGGGCGCCGAGACAUCCAAGACUCCCUGCAGCUUCCUCCCAGCUGCGCGUGCGACUGACUGCAGGCCCCAUGAGCCGCCGCGCGUCACUGCGGCGCCGUCCAACUCGCCCAGCUCGCCCUCUGCGUUCCUGCGCGACCCCGAAGGAGACGCUGUGCCUGGAGGCGCAUGCAACGCAGAGACCCCCGUGGGCGGCGGUCCGGGAUCAGAGAGAGGAACGACGCUGGAAGCGCAAGCGAGUCUGUUCGAGAGAGCGAGGUGUGCGGACGAAGAAAAGAAGCGAGAAGACGAGGCGGCAGACGCCUCUAUCGGAGACACUGUCGCCCAGACGAAAGAGCGGCAACUUCCUGUGUUGUCUCCAACGCGUCGUCCUCGGUCUGCAGAAGAGAGAAAGCGACGCAGUGGAGAGGGAUGUACGACCCAGGCCGACUCGGGGCCGUCUGCGCCGAUGUAUGGAGGCCGCAGCUGUCUGGCUCAAGCCACAGAACGGACGUAUGCAGUCGGUGUUGAGGAAGGUCCGUUUCACUCAGGCACACAGUCCGAAAGAGAAACAAACAACGGAGAAGCGUCGCGAGUCGGCGUAAAAGACAUGUUUGCAUCCGCGCUGGGAGAAAGGAUAGAAUCAGGAAACGCAAAAGCCGGCGGGCAGCUGUGGCUGGACUCCUUCGGAUCGGGGACGCCCGGUGGAGAAGGAAAGAGUCUUCAAGGUAAUGCCGCUACAGUCUUUGCUGUGUCUUCGCGCUCCCCGCUUGAGGCGCCAAUGAGUGGAGACGACACCGAGAGACGGGGAGCAGCGUCAGGAGAUGACGCUGAAGGCCGACAAGACAAAAAACCGUCACCCUCUCCGUCCAAAUCAGCUUCUUCUCCAGAUCCUUUGCCUUCUUCGCCUUUUGUUUUUUCGCCUGCGUCGCCGUGUGAUCUGUCUUGUGUCUCAGUGUCACGCUUGACGAGUGCCCCAUCAGGCAUCGUUGGACUUGGCGCCGAGACCGCUGCCGAGGCCCAAGAGAGAACGGCCGUUCUCUCGCGCUUGGGAGGUGUCAGUGCAUGCAAAGAAGGCGCGAACGGCGCGCUCUCAGUGAUUCAAGAAGAAGGCGAAGAGGAGAGCACUGAGACGCAGGGGACGCAGAGCGAGGACCGCAGCGGAGCCCGUGGCGAGAAGAAGCAACAGACAGAGAAAGACAAAGAGAAGGAGAAGAAGGAGAAGAACGAGAAGACGGACAAGCAUGACAAGCAUGACAAGAAUGACAAGAAAGACAAGAAAGAGAAGGAGGUCAAUGGAGAUGAAGUGGAGAGAAGAGAAGUACGAGGUGUGGAGGAGUUGGUGGCCUCUGAGAGUAGACCGGCGCAUGAGGCGCGCGGGGCGAAGCCUAGCGCAGAUGUGGGGGAGUCCAAAUAUGAGCGCGACUCUGAGAUGGGGAAACGAAGCCCAGAGGUCACGAGUCGAUACCACACAGAGUUCAUCGAACUUCAGCAACUCGGGUCAGGCGGCUUCGGCAGCGUCACAAAGGUUCGCCAGCGGCAAGGGGGAGGCAUUUUCGCCGUGAAGUGCAUUCCUCUGCGUCCAGCUCGAGUGCGGCGCCACGGCUUCUGUCCAGGCCAGGGUCGGGAGCGAAACCUCGCGCGCGCCGGUGGAAAUUCCACGGGCCGCGGCAUGCGGGCCGAUGCAGGUGACGCACAAGCUGCGAAGCGGCUGGAACGAGCGCGAAUGCGAAGUUUCUCCGGAAACAAAGCGAAACGGCGUGUAGGUGGACAAGUCUGUGCUCUCUCGGGGCCGCGACAGAACUCUGACCAAGCUCCUAAAGACGGUGCAUGCAAACAAGCGGCCCGCCGCAAACGCAGAGACGACAGCCUCAGCCCCACAGACUCCCAAGACACCUACGACGACGCCGUCGGCUACAUGGAGGAAGCAACGAUGCUCGCGAAACUCAACCACAAGCAUAUCGUUCGUUACUACGACGCUUGGCUCGAAGUCACAACGCCUUUGCGGCGGGUCUCGCCAGACUCUUCGUGUGGAGCCGAAGAAGGAGAUCCGAGCAAAUGUCUCUUCAUCCUCAUGGAGUACUGCCCAGGUCGCACUCUGCGAGAGGCAAUCGAUUCGGGACUUCUUCAGCUUCCGCCUGCGUCGUUCCGACAGACGCUUCGGAGACGCCAGACGGCGAACCGAGUCUCCGAGACGGCCGCCUGUGCACCCGAAGCAGGCCGUCGAUGUCUGGGCUCCUCUGCGUACGUCUCUUCUUCCUCUUGUUGCUCUCCGUCUUCUUCGCGCGCAGCCUCGGAGCUUCGAGGCGCCGGCGCGGCUGAGACGCUCGCGCCCAAGGGAGGAGAACCCCCAGGGCAGGCAGGAAACGAAGAAGCAAGAGAAGCGCGAGAAGAAGUCGAGGAAGAGGAUGACAGCGAAGAAGAGCGACGGACAGAGGCGGAACGGAGAACCGCAGCCGAGAUGGGACUGCGCGCUCUCAAGUGGAGACUCACCCGCGACCUCGUCGGAGGCGUCGCUUACAUGCACUCUUUCGGCGUCAUCCAUCGAGACCUGAAACCCAGCAACAUUUUCCUCAAGGUGGACCAAGACCGCCUCUGUGUCAAGAUCGGCGAUUUCGGCCUGACGACGACCGUGUUGAAAGGGAAGCCUGGGGGUUCGCAAGCUGCGGGAAGGCGGGCCUCGCACUCGGGGACCAGCGGAGACACACCUAUGGGCUCUGGCGCGUCGGUCCGGCCGCUCUCAGGCUUUUCCUGUCCGUCACAGGAGGUCUGUGAAGCGAGACCGAACGGAGGCAAACCGCACCCCGGCUGUCCUCAGCCUCUCCAACGUCUCCCUCUCGUUCCGCCUCUCUCCUCCUUCCCCGGCUCUCACCCCAGCGAUACACCUUCUCUUCGACUCUCUGCCGGCGUCGGCACGGUCUACUACAUGGCUCCCGAACAGGCUACUGGCAGCCGCUACGACCAGAAGGCGGACAUCUUUUCGUUGGGUGUAGUCUUGUUUGAAAUGUGGGCGCCGCCUUUCACGACGGCGAUGGAACGCGCCUCUGUGCUGGGGCAGUUGACGCUGGAUCACGAACAGCAGAUGCGGCGGCUGUUGCCUCGACAGGCAGGCAAGGCCCUUCCUCCCUUCCACUCCCCGGCGCCUCUGAAGCACCGAGAGAAGAAGGACGAGGGCGACGGGGGGGGGGAGGCCUCGAGUGUUGCGCUGCAGUCCUCUCGCCUAUCCGCGCCUCUGCGGCCUCGGCAGCAACGCCGGAGACAGCAGCGCGAGAACCUGCUUCUCCAGAGGACCGAAGACGAGAAGCGGCGUCUCGGCGCGGGCGGCGACCCCGCGGACCCCCCGCCGCCCUCCGACUUCACUCCGUUCGACACCCUGACCUUCUUGAAGCAGUAUGUGCCAAGCGAAGUCGCCCCGCUGAUUCUCGCCAUGAUUCAACAGGACCCGGCCAGCCGUCCUGCGGCAGACGCACUGCUUGUUGACGACGUUCUCCUCCCUCUCGAGCUCAGCCAGGCGCUGCCUCUGGGCGUCGUCGACGAGUACGAAGUCGACCUCGUCAGAUCCUUCUCUCACGAGGCUCCCAGCAGACGGACAGAAAAGAACGGACGAAGGGGCGAGAGCGGGAAACAUGGGGGGUCUGGCAUGCGUUCGAACUCGCAUGCACUCGGGGCUUCGCGUGGGGAACUCGAGCGCGGGGGCGAGGCCCAGAGACAGGGCCAGCAGGGAGCAGCGGGGACCGGUGAGGCUCUCGAGGCGGGGGUCCGCUGCGGGCCGAAGCGCGGGAAGGCCGCAGGGCGCGAGCGAGAGACAGGCGGAGAAGUCGAGGGACCGAGUUUGGCUUCUGUGGGCUCCGAAGGUGAGGGCGACGACGCGGCGGGAGGCGAGGCGGGGGCGGGAGGCGAGGCGGGGGCGGGAGAAGGACGGAGCCGCCGAGGAGACAAGGCUAAGGAGAAGAAGAGACAGGCGGCCGAGGAAGAGCCGGGAAGCGAGCGGCGGUGGAUCGAGGGCGCGCGAGGUGGCGAGAAGGCCGGGGUCGGAGACCUCCGGGGUGGAGAGAGACUGCAGGCCCACUCUGCGCAUCCGUCGCUGUCGUUCAGUGAAACAUGCGUCGAGGUCGACACCGUUACGCAGAGUGUGGGGGGGCGCCGAGAAGAGCGAGAGAGACGGAGACGAGGAACCGAUCGCGAGGGCCACAGAGCCGGUGGGGGCCUCCGGGCGAGAGAAACGCACAGUCCCGUCUCCCCUGGCGCCGGGGCCAGGAGGGGCGAGGCGAGUGACGAGGAAGAGAGCCGCAGAACCAGGAGAAAAAAACAUGAGGACGCGCUCUGCGUGAGGCCGCGCCCCGCUCUGGGUCACCCUUUCAAACGCAUCUACGAUGUCAUUGCCUCGUACCCUUUCUCCAACGAAGCCGUCCAAGUCAUGGCGACUCUGCUGAACAGACACGAAGACGAAGCUGCUCUCCACCACUUCCUUCUCCUCAAACGCGCCCUCGCGUCCGAGGGCAUUCUGCUGUAUCGUCUUCAACAGUUUAUUCGCGGAUUAGUCCGGCAGCAUUGCGCGAGUUGCUUCGAGCGCCGCGGCGCGACACAGAUUUCUCUCCCCGCUCUUCUUCCUCUCACGGGUCGGCUGGCGGGGAGUCUGAGCUGGACGCGGCGGCUGCUGCGGCAUUCCAAAGUGAUUCUCGAUUUGAAGGAGAAGCAGGAAGACGCGCAGAGGCGGGUGGAGGCUGCCCUCAAGAACAAGGGAGCGCUUCGCACGCGGCGGGCCUCGAAGUGCCUCUCGGUCGCUGGAGAGUCAGAGGGCAAGGGAGGCGCUGCCUCGGAUGGAAAUGUGUCAGAAGACCCGCAGCCGAGCAGGAAGGCGCGUCCGUCCUCUCGAAUGCCGCCAGCCCCGACGCCGGCCUUCGCACGCUCUGCGGGUGCGUCCGUCCUCGGCUGCUCGGCCUCCCGCGAUGUCUCUUCGGCGCGCGACCGGCCGGGGCUGCCGCCUCCCCAUUUGUUCGCAGUUCCGCUCUUCCGUCCCUUUCUUCUCGAGUGCAAGCCGCUCCAGCCUUGCGCCUCGGUUCCCUUUGCCUGUCUGCCGAUCCACACGGCCGUGGCGCCUGCGGCGGCGGGGGUUUGUACGCCCGAGGCGGCGACGGCGGCGGCGGCCGUCACGGUGGACGAGUUGCUUUCUGCGGAACAGGUCUCUUCUCCAGGUCGGGGCGUAGCGCUGCUGCUGGACGCCGCCGCGACGCCGUUGAUUCUUCCCUUUUCGCUCUUCCACGGCGCCGCGGCCGAGGCGGCCGGCAGAGGCCAUGCGAGUGCCCAUUUGUCUGUCCCCGUCGUCCAGCGGCGGUGGGCCUUCGCGCCGACGUACAUCAGGGCGGACUGCGCGGCGGGGCGAGGCUCCGCGUCGCCUCGCCUUGGGAAGCUCCGCGAAAGCGAGGAGAAACACUCGGGGGAGAAGAACGUGGGGAGCCGCCGGGAGAAAAGCGGCGGUCGGAACGGAUUCGGCUGCAUGCGAUGCCUGAGCCUGAGGUCCGGCGCGAGCUGCCCAGAGAAGGGCGGCUCGGAGGCCGAGCGUUCGAGCGCGCGGCGGGCCAGGGAUCGUGGAGCCCAACGCGAGGACGACGCGCCUGCAUGCGAGGCGGCUGCAUGCGCACCCCAGGAGAUCUACGCAGCGCUCUACGACCUCGUGGUCGACCUCGACGCCUUCGGGAACUGGGAAGAAGAGUUCGGCGGCUGCGUCUCCUUUUUCGGCGAGGACGACGUCCCCCGGCGUUUGUGCAGAGACGACGGCCGAGACCAGCUGGAGGCGAAGGAAUUCGGAAAGGCCCUCAUCCCGGGGGCGUUCUUCGACGCAGAGGUCGUCGCGGCAGCCGCCGACGUGCUAGCGCCGCUUGCCCUCGCUUCACCCCCUGACAGCGGAGGCGCGUCUCAUGGACAAGGCCUUCUUCUCGUCUGGACGAUGGCCGAUCUUCUCCCCGCCAUUCUUCAACAUCUCAUCCUCAUCCCGGAGGACCGCGUCCGCUUCUUCGCGAAUUGGCUGCGAGUCCAGGCAAACGGCAGCGGGCUGACGAAGGAGCGACUGGAGGCGCAUCUUCGGGCGGUCGUCUUAUAUUCGGAGGACAGUCUCGCCGGGACGGCUCGCGAGGUCUUUUCAGAAUCGGGAAACGGGCAAGUGCCUGGCCUGGCGUCCGACCGCGAAGCGCGCGGGAAGGCAGAGAACGGACGACAGAGAGGAGACGAAGAAAUGGCUCUUCUUCAGAUUCUCCAGAGAGAAAGAGACGAAAACUUCAUUCGGCAGCAAGCGGACCUUCUAUGGGCUCUGCUUGGCAUUCAGGAAGACACUCCAGAGAAGACGAUCGCAGAGCUGAUUUCUUGCGUGUUGUGUCUUGACCGGAGUCGCGAAGACGCGCUUCUGCUGCUCGCCGAGGCGGACCCGAGUGGCUUCGUCUCUUCUUCAUUCGACAGCUUGCUUCCCAUUUCUCUGCCCUUCUCGGCCGAGCGCACGAGCGUCGCGUCCGACGGUUCCUCUCACCUGGCUACGUCCCUCUCUUCGCUGUCUCCGCUGCUCCUCCAGCAGCUACGUCUCCUUCGUCUUCAGCAAGAACUCCUUUCGCAGGUAGAGUGCUUUCCUCCAAGCCAGCAGCGUUUCAACCUUUUCCUCCCCUUCGACACAGCGCAGUACGCCCACGGCUUGGUUUUCUUCGUCCUCGGGGCGCCCGUGAUGUCGCCCGCGCCGCCUCCGGGUGCCUCGGGGGGCUUGACACUCGGAGGCGCGCCAGGCCCGCCGUUCUUCUCUGGAUACCCCGGGAGCUUUUUCGCCGAGAAGAGCGGGAUGUUUGCCUUCUCGAGAGACGCGCUGCAGGGCGCCGGCAGCCUCGCCCACGGCGACGCUCCUCCACCCGCCGGUGCGCGCCACCCGCGGAGCCACCCAGUCGGCUUAACUUCGAAGAACGCGUCCCAGCAGGCCCUAGUGAGCUGGCGACGCGCCCAGCAGAUGCGCGAGGUCCUGGCCUCCGGCGGGCGCUACGACGCGCUCCUCGAGGAAGUCCGCAUGCAGGGAAUCGGCGAGGAGGAGGACGGAGACCGAGGCCGCGGAGGUGAGAGGGACGAGCGACGCAGAGAGGCUGGCGGCCACCAUGAAAAGCGGCGAAGAACUCUCUCGGUCACUGGCGUGGAGCUCGCAGUCGAGUGCAUCGGCAAGCGCCUCCUGCUGCUCGCGCAGAAUCCGAAGAGUCGCUUUCUUUUCUCAGACGACGCGUUGAAGGGUCCUCACUUUCUCUCGGGCGCGGUCGGGGCUGCUAACUCGACUUCCUUCUCUCGCGAGUUUGGAGGCGUCGACGCGAAAGCGCAAGCCUCGGGCCUCGCCUCGGACGCGACUGGCGGGUCUCUCUUCGUCUCCAAACACGACAUGCAUCCUCAUCCUUCGCUGUCCUUCCCGCCGCCCUCUGCCGUGGCCGGCGCCCUCGGGCCUCUUGGCCCGCACGACCCCGGACACCCCGGCGGGACUGGCGAGGCGACCCUGCGAAACAGUCGGGUACAUGUCCACCCGCAGGCGAGCCACGCUCCCCACGUUUCGGGGGCAGGCGCCGGCGGCGAGAAAGAGGGCAAGGGCGCGCCGGGGGCGGCGGGAGUCUCCGCAGGUCUCGGAGCCCCCGGGGGCCUCGAGGGUAGAGACGAAGGCCGCGGCCGCGACGGUCGGGCCUUCGCGAACGUCAGUCGAGUCCGGAGCGUUUCUGGCGGGGAGGAGCGGAAGCAAGCGGCGAUGGAGAUGUGGAGGCGAAUGGGCGCAAGCGUCAAACAUCUGUUCCAGGACGCGCCGAAAUGGUCAAACCAGCCGGCAGUUCUUCUCUGCGUCGUCCAGCCGCACUCGGAGCGAAGCGGCGCCGGGAAGACAGAAAGCGGAAGCAAACAGAGACAUGAAGAACGGAGACACGCCUUCCUCGCUGCAGCUGCCUACGAACUUCGCAUGCGACUCCGCAGGAGUGCUGUCACGUGCGAGAUUCGGUGGAUUUCUCUGGCGGAGCGUCAACGGAUGAAACGACCUGUUCGGCGACCUGCAGGAAAUGCAACGAGUCGCCCGUCCUCUGGAGCCUCGGCGCCGCAAGCCCUCGCCUCUCGGGACCUUCUUCAGUGGCUUGUCUUUCUUUCUUCCUCUUCGCUUUCUCUUCCGUCUACUUCUGUGUGUUCGCCCUCUCUCUGUGCGUCUUCUCCGCCUCUUCCGGGCGCCCCUGCGUCGGCCCUGUCUCUUUCGUCUUUGGCGCCUUCCGCGACGGAAAAGGGUGAGGUGUCUCCUUCCGCGUCGGAGACGACUGUGUCUGCGGAGGACGAGCAGCCAGAGGAGGACGCGCGGCAGACCACAGCAAAAAGGGAAAGAGAAAAACUGUUUGCGAUGCUGGAUGAAGCCGUCGCGGCCACAGACGGAACCGCCUUCGCCACAACGAGGGAUCUGCACGAAGACGAGGCCACCGCGGUGCAGCGAGAAAACAAAGCCAACGUUCAUGAGUUGAACAUCCAUAUCGAGCAUCUUUACGGGGAAGAGACAUCACAGGUCCUGACCUCUGUGAACGACGCAGUGGCGUUCCUCGCCGCAGCUGUGGGAGGCCCGAAAGCGUCCUAG